AUGGCCGACUACAACCCCAACAACCCCUUCCCGAGCCAAGACUGGAUCGAUUUCUGUAACUUGCAUGGCGUCGACGACGCCGGGAUAGUGGAUGAGAUCCCGCCGAAGGAUAUCGCUGCAAUGCAGCGGGGGAUGAAUCUGACGAGGCUGAAGGUGUCGAAUCAUGAGAUACAGACGGAAGACCGCUACGAAAGAGUCGAUGUCAUCAAUUUCGCCAUCCAGCGAUCCUGGAACGCCUCCGAGGUCCCACUGCGCCUGUACCAGCCCGUCGGCUGGAAGGGCUGCGGGACCUACCUCCCGAUCUACAUCCACUUUCACGGCGGGGGGUUCCUAUCUGGGAACCUGGACACCGAGGACGCGACCUGUUUCCGGAUGGUGGAUGCUCUCGCUAAUGACGGCUGUCCCAUCGUCCUCCUCAGCGUCAACUACUGCCACACGACCGAGGCACCCUACCCCGCGGCGUUCCACGACGCAUGGGACGUGCUCCGCUGGGUGGAGGAAUGGGCAGAGUAUCUGCACGGGGACCGCAAUCGGAUUAUCCUGGGCGGGAUGGAUUCAGGCGCGGCGCUGGCGCUGUCGAUGGCGCACACAGUGGAGAGACUUCGGGUUGCGAAGAUGGGGAUGAACCACCAGUCGGGCACACUGGCUGGGGUGGUGCUGGGCACGCCGUGGUUUCCGCAUAUGGAUGCGGAUGGACACGAUGAGGAGUCCAGGGUCGAGAAUUGCGCGGCGCCGAUGUUGUCCGGGCAGUUUCAUCGGCUGUUUCGCGAGUUACUGGGCGUGGGAGGGAUGGAUUCUCCGUAUGCUGUGGGGGAGAUGUCGAAUUUCAGUGCCCUGCCUCGGACGACGGUUCUGAUUGCGGGGAUGAGUUUGCUGAGGGAUCAGGCUGUUAAGAUGACGAGGUGCUUCAAAAGGGAUGGGAUUGAGCAUCAGGUCGUCCUAUUCCCCGGCCUGCCGCAUGAUUUCCGUCGAUUUGGGGACCUUGCUGCCUGCCAGGACUGGGAUGAUCAAAUGAUCAAGGCAAUCAAAUGGUCUUUGGACUUCGCUGUCGAGCACGCGAUCUGGCUACAGCUCGACGAGCCCGAGGGCUUUGCUCCGGCACUAGAUGCCGAAUCUCCGGAACUCGGUGCUGAGUCUGGUAAUGGAUCAGACGAGGAUUAUGCUCCAUCGGAGGAUAUCGCCUCGGAAGAUCACAUCAGUUGGUCUGACCAGUAG
Messenger RNA from Aspergillus heteromorphus CBS 117.55, 1215 nucleotides. RefSeq names its product alpha/beta-hydrolase. Lineage: Eukaryota; Fungi; Ascomycota; Eurotiomycetes; Eurotiales; Aspergillaceae. Gene Ontology annotation, molecular function: hydrolase activity. The record is from RefSeq and is a predicted model, not a curated record. The coding region runs from base 1 to 1215 and encodes 404 amino acids. The transcript has 3 exons.